UAGUAAGAUAAUAAAAUUCUAGAUUUUUUAAAGUUUUUUAGCGGUUUCUGGUAGGUCUUUUCGUAAAUUUAUGCUAAUUUGAAUCAAUAUUGUUAACCUAAAAAAAAAUCCGAUAAAGGACUUCUUGAAAAUGUCUUCUUUAAUAACACUAUUAGAAAAUAUGUUAUAAUAUACCCAUGUAUAUCUAAGUCGAGCCCCUUAUAUAACGCCUGUGUAUAAAACCAAAACAGUGAGUCGGAAAUCUUGAGAGGUCGGAGUUCAGUGUAGUGCUCAGACACAAGUUGCAGGCCGAUGUUCUUUUACUAAAUCUUUGUUGAUACAAUGACCUCUACUAUACAUCAUCGUUGCUUAUAUACGUAUUUAUAGAAAAAAAAAUCAUAAUAAUUGCAAAUCGUAGAAAAGUAAAUAUAUCCACUAUAAUGAAGUAUGUAGAUUGCUCUAUUUUGGUGGUGUUCAUUGUUGAUUUGCUGGCUACAACAGGGGAUUUGGGUUUGUCAUGGACCUCUCCGGUAUAUCCGAAAUUAUAUUCUAAUAAUUCAUUAAUAAAUCCUCUACAUAGAAGAAUAACGGAUAGUGAAGAUGCGUGGUUAGGUUCCUGGUUGAAUUUCGGUGCUAUCUUAGGCCCCGUGUUGUUCGGGUACAUAUCGGAAACGUUCGGGAGAAAAGUUGGGUUAUUAGCUAUAGCAGUACCACACGUGGUGGCAUUUUUAACGUUCGCUUUCGCCCACAACAUUUACCUUUAUUAUGUCGGGAGGUUUUUGGGAGGAGUAUCUUUAGGAGGAGGUUAUUGUUUAUACGUAAUUUACAUAGCGGAAAUUUCGAAAGAUUCUAAUAGAGGAAAAAUGUCGUUGACGACGAAUACGUUUUGUGCGUUAGGAAACUUUCUACCGCUGGUGAUAGGUCCGUUUACAUCGAUGCGCGUUUUCAAUUUAAUCUUAGCUUGUUUACCGAUGACUUUUUUAAUAUUGUUUAGUGUAAUAGCUCCCGAGAGUCCGUACUAUUUAGUAAGCGUUAAGAAAGAAAAAGAAGCGGAAGAAGCUUUAAUGUACUUAAGAUCGGCGGACGCAGCUGGUGUAGCCGAAGAACUAGACAAUAUCAAAUCUUUUAUCAAAAUGGACGGUAGAGGUCACUUCACCGAUAUAUUUAACAACAAAAUUUUAAGAAAAUCUUUUUUAUUGUGUCUUGUUUUAAUAGCUUCUCAAGAUUUGUCCGGAUUUUGCGCUAUAACUUAUCAUUUACAAACAAUAUUCGAAAUUUCUGGUACGAAAUUGAGUCCGGAAUUAGCGACAAUCGUAGUAGGCGUGGCUUUAUUAUUAUCCAGUGUGACAGCUCCGUCUUUAGUCGAUAAAGUAGGUAGGAAACCACUAAUUGUAGUUUCCUGCUUCGGUAUGUUUGUAGCUUUGAAUUUACUAGCGGGCUUCUUUUAUUUCCACGACAAAAAUAUUAAUACGAAACCGAUGUUUUGGAUACCGAUACUAAGUUUAAUGAUUUAUAUAAUAUUUUUUAACGUCGGAAUAUGUACUGUCCCUUGGGUACUGAUGUCCGAAUUGUUUCCUAAUAAUUUGAGACAGAUGACCACCGCUGCCGCUUCUACUUUCGGUUGGAUAACCUCUUUUAUUAUAGCAAACAGUUUCAACGAUAUGACAUCGAUGAUGGGACAAUCUGGUACUUUCUGGUUUUUCUCAUCGAUGUCCAUUUUGUGCGCCACCAUUACUAUUUGCUAUUUACCGGAAACGAAAGGUAAAACUUUCAUUCAAAUUCAAGUUAUGUUGUCAGCAUUGCCAAACAAAAAUAUAGGUUAAGAAUCUCGAUAUACAGUAUGUCGCAAUUAAGAUGUUGUUUUUUUGUUACUCAUAUUUGAAUUCUAACACGAUAAUAAAGAUAAUAACAGUUAAAACAUAAAAAACUUUUUUGCAUUUUUAAGGUUAGGUCACUACUAAUUAACCCCCCGAAUGGUUCAAUCGCCUUCUACUUACCAUUACCUACUGUCCUCCCCCUAUGUCGAUUUAACUUCGGGACAUCCUGUAUAGUUAUAUCUUCUUCUUAAAUGCAACACACUGUAUAAAUCAAAUCUAAUUAUCAAAUUGUUUUCCACUUUUCUUUUAUAUUUAAUGUAAUUGAAUGCUACUAAAGUUGACAUUCAUGCCGAAACGGCAGGAUAAAAUAGAAUUUACAUUAAUAAAAAACAAUCUACGACGUCUAAAAAAUUUUAUAGGAGACUUUCAGUACUUACUUUAAGACUGAUACGUGUAAAUUUUCCAAUUUCCUCGAUAAAUAUUUUUCUAAUUUACCUUGUGUACGUUAAAUCAAAUUUGUUGGCAAUGACAGCUGAUUCUAUAUUGUGGUUAUGCAACAAACUUUACUCAGUAUAACGUUUUGCUGCAAGUUCUGCUAUCCUCGACAAAGUUUAAAUAUAUAUUUUGUAGCAUUAUAUAUUUGUAUAAAGCCUUCGAAAAUGUAUUUGUAAAAUUUAUCAAACAUUCAUAUCUUUUAUAAAUAAUACACGCCUGCGCGUUAGUAAAUUGUGGAAAGUUUGUUUAUUGUCAUAACAAACUCGUUGCCUGUUUUUUAUGAAAGGUUGUGAUAAGUUUAUAUUUAUUAUUAAAAAUUCACGUAGUAGUAAAUGAUAUAUUUUAUAAAA
Molecule: messenger RNA, 2641 nt
Organism: Diorhabda sublineata
Lineage: Eukaryota; Metazoa; Arthropoda; Insecta; Coleoptera; Chrysomelidae
Product: facilitated trehalose transporter Tret1-like
Exons: 2
Coding region: 420-1802 (460 amino acids)
Biological process (GO): transmembrane transport
Cellular component (GO): membrane
Molecular function (GO): transmembrane transporter activity
Source: RefSeq, a predicted model, not a curated record